Messenger RNA from Procambarus clarkii (red swamp crayfish), 1474 nucleotides. RefSeq names its product SAP30-binding protein. Gene Ontology annotation, biological process: regulation of DNA-templated transcription. Gene Ontology annotation, cellular component: nucleus. The record is from RefSeq and is a predicted model, not a curated record. NCBI's taxonomy places the organism in Eukaryota, Metazoa, Arthropoda, Malacostraca, Decapoda, Cambaridae.
GAGUGUUGCCCUCACAGUGGUUUGUUUUUGUUGGAGCUCGCUUGGUGGCUCACGACGCUAACGUUUUGUCUUGUUCUUCCCUGGUGGACAUCAAGCAAAAUGUCUCUCGGGCAGCUUACAGCAAAUUACACGGAUUCGGAGGGUGAAGAUGAUGACCGCAUGAGUGAUGACUCUUCUCACAAGUCUUCAUCUUUAGGAGGAACAAGAAUAUUUGAGCUGCGCGAGGAAGGUCGGGGAACUCCUUACAGUGUAGAAUCAGGAGGUUCAGGCACAACCACUCCACAGAAAAAGCUCAACAGGUUGGUUUCAUAUGCUAAUGAAGAGGAUGAUGAUGAAGGGGAAGAACUUGGGAGAGACAGAGAUGAAGAUGAGCCAGAUGAAAUGCUCAACUCCGAGCCCAUGGACACUGGCACAGAUGAAGGUGAAGAUGAUAAAGCCAAGGUCAAGUCCCAUGGUGUCAAGUUACCUGCACCACCUCCUGGCAAAUGUCCACAACAUCUUCAGGAUAAGGUCAUCAGAUGCCUAAAUGAGGUACGCCGGGGAAACAAGGACUAUAAUGCCAUGAUUCAGAAUAACAAGGAGUUUCGAAACCCUGGCAUUUACGAGAAGCUGAUCGACCUCUUGCAGCUUGACGAGAUGGGAACCAACUAUCCACUGGAUAUGUUUGAUCCUCACAGCUGGGGUAAGGAAUCAUAUUAUGAUGAAUUGGCAAGAGUACAGAAAGAAGAGAUGGAUAAGAGAGAAAAGGAACGAAAGGACAAGACAAAGGUGGAUAUCAUUUCUGGUACGAAAAAGCCACUUGAAGAGGAAGCCAAAAAGCGAAAAUCCAGGUUUGACCAAGGAGGUCCAUCCAAUAAUGUUAUCAAGCCCAUGAUAGUUCCUCCAACCCUCACAUCUGUACCAUCAGGAACUAAAGCUACCAUAGAUGCUUUUGGUAGCCUCAAGAAAACAAAAUAGAGUACCUAAGUCUCAAUUGAUGUGUAUUUAGGAUUUUAUAUAACAAAGUUUUUAUUACAAAAGUGCUGACUGCAUUUGCUAUUAUUAUAUUUAAGUCUUUCAUACAUGUUAUAAAUCUGUAAAGAAUGCGAGUACACUGUCCUCCCAUGUCUUACUCAGACCGUAUUGUACCUGGAGAGUUGUUAACAAUUUUUGUUUUGAAGGCAGCAGCAGCAGCGGUGGUGGUUUCAUAAGAAAACUACAAAUUAGUUCAUGACAAAAGUCUAUACUCAUUUCAGUAAAAGCUACACAUUAAGGGAUAGAGGAGCAUCUUACAUGUGUCAAUACUACAUAAUGUAAAAAUAUAAAAUUAUUUACAUAUCUACAAAUAUGAACUUGAAAGAAUAAACUUUUCAGUAUACAUAUAAAAGCUCUAUUCAUAAAACAAAAAUAAAUGCUGAGUGAAUUAAUGUAUAUUUCAUAUGAUGUUUAGCUACCCACAGCUUUAAGCCACCAUAAACUUCUUUACAGAAAACAA